AUGCCACCGCCCAAGUCGAAAAAGCAGCCCCAGCCCGUGGAGGAUAGCAAGACCAUCGGCGCCCACUUCAAGAAGGCGGGCAAGGACAAGGACCAGGAUGCGGCCGAUGCGCCGACCGAUCUGGGCGACGCGCAGGGCGCCGACGGCGCCGCGCAGGGGGCGGAGGAUCAACAACAUGGUGAUCGUGACCCUGGCCGUGGUGCUGGUGGCUCUGGCUCUGCCAGCUCUGGCCCGAUGGAUGUUGAUGGUAAAGGCGCCAAGGCCGCCACGCCGCACUUCCCCGCGGGGCCCGCGGGGGGGUGGCCGUCGCCUGGGCCUGCGGGCUCGCCCGCGACCCCCGCGCCUGCGGGCUCGCCCACGCCCCCCAUGCUGUGCGGCCCGAGCACGCCCAACAGUGAGUGCGCCAUGGGGGUGGUGGAGGCCGAGGCCGUCGGCGACGGCCAGUUCAAGUGCAAACGGCGCAACGUUCUGUGCAGCAACGACGAGAGGCAGAUCGCGCAAAGGAGGUCUACCGAGGACUGCACCUCUUGCGGCAAGAGCUACAAGGCACUCACCAACAGGUGGCGCAAGAACGCCAAGCUCAAGGAGUGGUGGAACAACAAAUCGGCUCAGGAGAAGACCUUGUGGUACCAGGAGCACAGGAACAAGCGAGAGGUGCUGCAGGGAGACGCGUCUCGGAUCCACUGGAAGCCUUGGGGCAUUGUGAAGCGCGAUCUCUUUAUGGAGGGCUUCACGUCGGAGCAGGAUCAACUGGCGGAGUGGAGGAGCCGCAUCUUAAAGGGCAUCUACAAGGUCCAGAAGGACGAAGAGACAAAGCAGUGGUUGGCCGGGGAGUACCAGGGCAAGUUUCAGGACUUGACCAGGCAGCAGCGCUUGUCGGGCUCAGUGAAACGCGACGCCUGCGAGCUCACCAGCGCGGAGGACCUCCAGAACUUCAUGGCCGACAUUAAGAACACGAUGGAGGGCGCAUUGGGUGAGUUCACUCUGGCGCGGUCGAGCGCGCUCGCGGGGGCCGCAGACGGCCUCAUGGAGAUCGAGCAGCGCAACCAGAAGGCGGACGAGUACAAGCGCCUGUGCAACAGGGAGGAUACCGAGGCGGCGGCCAUCAAGCCAAUGGAGGAGGCCAUCGAUGCGAAAUCCAUGAAGGCAGUGGCCAAGCGGCAGGCCGCCAAGAAGCUCACGGACGCGAUGCGCCAGCAGCUCGUUGACGGCCUCAAUGCAUUGGCUCCUUUGGCCCAAAUGCCCCCCCCGUCCCGAUCGCCCAUCUUUGUCGUCGUUCUCCUCAUCUCCCUCCUCGUUCAGGUUUCCGAGGGCGUGGACGUCAGGGGGUUCAUGUCCGAUAGGUUGACCGAUGACGCCUUGAAGGAGGAGCCGAUCGCGAGACUUGUCGCCAGGCUGGUGGUCUUCGAGAAAGAGACGCCGAAUAUCGUGACAAAUGUAGAUGCCUUGCUGAUGAAGAUUGCCAAUAUGAGCGACGACGCCUCGUGGAACUUCAACCUGGAGCCCAUCAAGGCCGCCCUCAAGGAUGCGAGCGGGAAGACCAGGGCGGAUGGCACCCACUGGUCCGACUUCAGGAAGGCAAUCGCGGAAUGCAAGACCGCGGCCCAGAAGAAGGUGGAUGCUGCCGCUGGCUCCACACUUAAGAAGAAGAAGCUCACAGAUAAAGCCAGGGACGCGAAGGACACCAAUUGCAGCGCGGACAUGGCCAACAAGCUCGUGUUCGUCGGCCUCUCCGUUGAGGAGCUCAACGGCGGCGUCAACAUCGAGACCACCUUCGAGGCCGUCCAGGGCCCUGGUAAAGCCUCGGCGAUGCAGGUGCCGCAGCUCAUGGAGGGCGUACAGAAGGCUAACGGCUGGAACGCUCUCGACUCGUGGCUCAAGGAGAAGGCCAAGGCCGAGGAGAACAUUUGCUUUGGCGCGGUGACCCAGCCUGAGAUCGUCGCCUCCGCGAAAUCAUCGCUGCUUGCUGUCCGCGCCGACAGCGUGCUGUUCCGCACGGCGUUCCUGGCGAAGUCGCCCCAGCUCGCGAAGCUGACCAAGGCGAUGUUCGGCAUGCAGGCUUUCUUCGCCCCGCGGAAGCACACGCAGGUGUUGCCGCCCCCUUUCGGGAUUGGCGAGGUGCGGGCCGUCUUCGAGGGCAAGGAGCUCGUGGUGGCGCAGCAGAUGGUCGGGGAGCCGCUCGACGCGCAGAUCUCCAAGCUCCAGAGCAUGAGUUCGGGGGACCUGCUCAACUUGAUCCGCGAGGCCCCCAACUUUGCGCUCAUCAUCAAGCAGGGCGACGUCGCCUGGCUGCCGACGGGGUUCGUGUACAUGAUAUUCCACCUGAUGCCCACCAUUGGGAUGCGGUGGGGGUGCUUCCCCAGCUGGGCAGGGGAGGCCAGCCGCUCACGCAGGGUUACGGUCGCGACGAUGGAGGCAUUCUCUAAGAUGAAGGGGACGGUGUUGGAAGACUGGAACACGAUGCUUGCAACGCUAGCCGACCAGCCAGCCUGA
Molecule: messenger RNA, 2493 nt
Organism: Prorocentrum cordatum
Lineage: Eukaryota; Dinophyceae; Prorocentrales; Prorocentraceae
Source: the annotation of a GenBank genome assembly